Molecule: messenger RNA, 5736 nt
Organism: Mytilus trossulus (common blue mussel)
Lineage: Eukaryota; Metazoa; Mollusca; Bivalvia; Mytilida; Mytilidae
Product: LON peptidase N-terminal domain and RING finger protein 3-like
Exons: 11
Coding region: 98-2386 (762 amino acids)
Molecular function (GO): protein binding; ubiquitin protein ligase activity
Source: RefSeq, a predicted model, not a curated record
UCACGUGGACUUAUGUAAAAAAAAAAUAUUACCAUUAGAUAACGUGGAGAAAAAUGUCAAUCUAGCGUGUAGCUUUUCUCUAUGUUGGAAGUAGAAAAUGGUUGAUCUGGCAAGACAAGCGUUUAAUACUAACAAUUUUCUUUUGGCUGUGGAAAUAUUCGAGCGUACAAUAUCGCAAAAUGGACCGUCAGUGGAUUUAUAUUUGGGUUUAGCUGAUAGCUUUGCCAAAACAGGACAGUUUCACAAGGCCUUUGAAACAUACUCUAGUGCUUCUCGUUUAGGAUCUAUAUCGCCGGAAAAAUUAAAACAUUUGGUGACUAGUUUAGUGAACUGUGUAAAAGGCGAAAAAAAUCCAGAGCAAAUGUUUAAACAAUCACAGUGCUUGUUCACAUGUUUAAUAUGUAGGGGCCUGCUUAAGGAACCAGUGACAAUUCCAUGUGGACAUACCUAUUGUAGGAGUUGUCUAGAAAAGGGCCAGUCUAAAUCAUGUAAAAACUGUGGUGUAGCACAUUAUUAUUUGAAUGUGUCACGUUUAAAAACCAACUUUUUGAUAUCACGGGUUGUUCAACAAUGGUUUCCCUCUGAAUGUAGGGCCGCCGAUUUAAAAUCAAAAGGAAACACUUUCAUGGAAAGACAUAAGUUUGAAAGAGCAAUAGUUUCAUAUUCUGAGGCCCUUGAAUUGGCGCCAACAGAUCAUUUAUCCCUCAGCAACAGAUCACAUGCCUACGCAUUGUUAGAAAAUUAUAAAGCAGCUCUUGAAGAUGCAGAUAAAGUUAUCGGGAUACGACCUGAUUGGCCAAAGGCAUACUUUAGAAAAGGACGUGCCCUGUUUGGACUGGAUCAGUAUGAAGAUGCUGUUGUUGCAUUACUACAAUGUCUUGCCCUGGAUCCCUCCAUAGCUAGUGCUAAAGAUUAUCUAUCUAAGGCUUUACAUAAAAUAAUCACACCUCUUCCUCCGGAUGAUCCAAAGGCAGCAGCUCUACACCAACAGAUGCAUCCCUCAGUCCUGCAGCAACUUAUAAUGUCAAACUUCCAAACCACUCAGCUUCAUCCAUCUGUUACAAUGGAACAUGUUAUGCAGUUAAAAAAUAUUAUAAAUGACACUUUAGAAGCUGCAACAAAUUUUGAAGGGUCAUCGAACAUGGACCAGAAGCCAAACCAAGGCAGGGUAGAAAAGAUUUGUUAUAGAAACAGCCAACAUGAAGCUAUGGAACAAGGCAAUGAAAGAACAAAAUGUGCAUCAGCUCCAAAUUCUAGAUCAACAUCCCCUAUCUUGCCAUCAAAGAAUCCAAGAUUCAGAGAUGAUUUAAGUCUCAGUUUGAAGAGAUCAAGAAAUCCAAGUGGUCCCUGUCCAUUAAGUCCAUCUAGAGAACCUCCUGCUAAAAUGUUUGAUAUGGCUGGUUGCAGUGAACGAGAUUCCUUGAAAGAUGAAAGUGAAAGAAAGAUUCCCGGAGAUUUGUUGAACCGUGACGACUUCGACUGUAGCUUGUGUUACCGAUUGUUGUAUGAUCCAGUCACCACACCAUGUGGUCAUGUAUUCUGCCGUAGAUGUUUAGAUAGAUGUUUGGACCACCAGAGUUCUUGUCCAUUAUGUAAAAGCUCCUUAGCAGAGUACCUGGCAGAGAGAAGACAGUCUGUUACGGAAUCUGUUCAGGGGAUCUUACGGACAUACUUCACUGAUGAUUAUGAAGAAAGAAAGAAAAUCCAUGAAGAAGAAUUGGUGGAGUUUACAAGAAUGUCAGUUGAAGGAACAGCAGAGAUUCCAGUAUUUGUAUGUACCCAAGCAUUCCCAGGAAUUGCCUGUCCCCUACAUAUCUUUGAACCAAGAUAUCGGCUGAUGAUUCGACAAUGUAUGGAGUCUGGAACUAGACAGUUUGGAAUGGUUGUUACUCUCACUGAUGAUGAUGAUAAUUUUUCGGACUUUGGUACUAUGCUGGAGAUUCGUGACGUUCAAUUUUUCCCAGAUGGAAGAUCUAUAGUGGAUACUAUUGGUGGGCGUAGAUUUAAAGUAUCAAGUCGGGGAAAGAGAGACGGAUACAAUACUGCCAAAGUUGAAUUCAUCUUUGAUAAAAUGCCUCCACAAGAGAGGUUCCAAGAAAUCAAAGAAGUACAAAAUGAUGUUUACAAAUUUGCCAAGAUUUGGUUUGAUGCUUUACCUGGCCUUCAAAGAGAACAAAUUCAUAAACAUUGUGGACAGUUUCCAGCGCUGGACGAGGAUUUCACGCAGUAUCCAAAUGGUCCCAGAUGGUUGUGGUGGUUAGUGUCCGUUCUACCUUUAAAUCCACAAAUUCAGUUAUCACUUUUAGCAAUGGUACAACUAAAAGAGCGCCUGGAGGGCGUGAAGAAAGUUAUACAAUACAUGAGUUCCCGUAGACGAAGUCAAUGACUCCGACACAUGUUUACUAGAUAUUCAGGUUUAUACGUGACAUUGUCCAUAGUUGGAAUUUGUAUUUUAAUGCAAUAUAUUUAUUCUUAUUAAGAAAAUGUUUAUAGAUAAUUACAUGUAUAUAAAUGUAAAUAUUCAAAAUGUUUUAUUUGUACUUUUAACAACAUAUAUUUUUUGCUUAUACAAUGAUCCUCACUUGAGAUUGAGAUUGGUGUUGCAACUGUUGCAUGUACAUGUAUCAAGAUAAGAUCAGGUUCUUGUUAAUGUUUGUGUAAAUUGUAGCUGGUUAAAAGCUCCAUUAUUUGAUCAAGCUCUUAAUAAUUUGUAUCAUUGAUAGGAAUAAGAUUUGUGCAACACCAGUUUUAUUUCAGCAUAAUUUUAAAAAGAUGUCCAACAUGUAUAGUUUUGUAACUACCAGGAAAAUGAACAUAUCCUUAAAAUUUGUACAUUUGUAGUAUAUCAUAAUAUUUGAUGUCCACCAUUGUUUUUUAAUCAAAAGCUUAUGAGAAACUUGACUUGUUCAACAUGUAGAGAGAGUAUUGUUUUCUGUGUUGAAAACCACUUUUCUCUAUAUUAGAGAAUAUUUCAUUUAUUCUUAUGACUUAUGUAUAAAAUCAACAGGCAUUUUUUUCUAUGCCUUGUAAAAAAAUAUACAUAAUCUAACAUUUAUAAAUAUUUGUUCAAGUUUAAAAAUUGAUUAGCUGAUAUAAAAUCAUCCACACAAUAUAUAUAACCUUGUAAAUUUAUCGAUUACAAUAUUUAUAAGUAUUGUAUCUAAUUUUUUGUAACAUGAAAAAUUAUCAUAUCUUUUUACUUAAUGUGACAAAUUAUGAUUUUUUUUUUAUAUAAUUAUUACGUCAAGCCUUAUGGGCUGGCAGGAUAUUCCAAUUUAUAUACUACUGUGGACUUUCAUACAUGUAUUUACAAACAUAGUUAUACCCAGGGCGUCUUCAGAAAAUACAUAUUUAUUUGUAAUGACUAAAUUAUGAUUAUGAUUAUUAACAGUUUGUGAACUUCAUUCAUAAACAAGGCAUUAUUAAGAGUUCAAUUUAAGCCAAAAUAGAUGGUACCUAAAAAUGAAAAAGUACAGAAAACAUUAAUUCCUUAAAUUUAAAGAAACCAAAAAUUUCGAAAUUCAUUCCCAUUAAUUUUCCCUAUGCAACUAAAACAUAUAAUGCUUCUCAGGUAUUUAAGUAACACUCUCUUAUUGACAGAAGUGAAGCCUUGAUAAAUCAAAUAUCUCCCUUUAAGGAGAGUUGACAGUACCUCAUAAUCUCUAUGUGCAUUGAAUAAUAUUUUUUUUAUAAUUAAACCCUUAUGUAUUAAAAUUCAAUGAUCCAGCAUUCACAUCUUCUUGCCAUUAAUGCCCUCAUUCAUAAGAUUUAUGCUUUAAAUGUAUAAACAAUGCAGUGCUUAUAAUAGAUAGUCUACUAUUCGAUAAUUUAUUGCAGUUAUUUUUGCUUUUUUAUUGUGUUUUACUAAAAUUAAGAUAUAUCCAUAAACAAAUUCUUAUUAGAUCAUGAAGAUAUACUUCUUUUGAAUUGAAAAAUUUGUUCUGAAAAGAAAAUAAGAGUACAUAAAGUUUAAAAAAUAGUUAAAUUCAUACCGUUUAGUACAGUCGAUCAUUCUUAAAAAGUCCUAGAAUGUUUGUAAUUCAACUUCAAUGUCAUUAACAAGUAGAAUUAUACAUAGUUUAUUAUUUAAAAAAAAAUCCAUUAUCUUUUAUGGGAAUUUUACUGUAGCCUGUCAUUUAAGUGCAGGUAUGUCAUCCUUUAGUAGGUUUCAUGUCAUAAACAUAUAGAAAACUGACGUAUCUUACAUGAAAUGGGAUUUUACUUGCAGUUUAUAUCAAAAAAAUGGAACAAGUCAAAGAGCAAUGCCCAUGAAUAUGUUUUCCUCAUUUUUGUAGAUGAAAGAUGUAAUACCAAGAUAUAUUUAAAUUUAACACUUUUUGAUCUUACGAAAGUAAAUAGCCAAAACAUGUUAGAUUUUCAAAUGUAAAUCACUUUAUUUUAUUUCUGUUAUGAUUUGAAUCUGUCAAAUACAGAAGAUCAUAAUAUGUAUACAUGUAUCUUUAAAAUAAUUUAACAAUUGAACAGACUGGUCCUCAAGAUUUGCAUUGUAUUACUGACCUGUUAUUUGCAUCAAUUAUGUUGUUAAUAAGCUACAAAAAUUGUGUACAUUUAAGUAUUAUUUAUUUGUUUGUACAGUUAAUGUAGAUAAAAUUUUAUGUAUUAAGUUUUGUAGCUUUGUAAAAUGUUACACUGGAAAAAUUUAGGAAAGAAAUCAAAGCAUUCAAAUAAAUGUAAAAAAAUUAAGGGGCCUAUCAAUACCCUAAUUUUAUUUUAAAUACUUAAAUAAUAUCAAAGUUAUAAUACGUUAUAAAUGUAAACAAAUUAACUUUUGGCUGAUUUCUUGUCUUACAAAUUGUUGUUUAAUGAAUUUCCUUCUUUUACCAAUAUGGUUUACAACAAUUUAUGUGAGUAUCAUCCAUGUAGAAAUUAUGUAGUUAUAUUUUUUAAAUAACAAAUUUUUAUUUUAAGAUGUAAUUUAAAGGUAUUUUAAGCUUUCCAGUAACACAGAUUACCUUGAUUCUGUUUCACAUGAAAACUUUAAAAAUAUUAAUGAUGUUGACAAUUCAAAACAUAUCAAAAUGAAUAAAAAAGUUUUCUAAAUUAACCUUGACAAACCCUUUAAUUUCACAAAUUUGGGUGGAUGAAAUGAUAUCUGCCAUGAAAAUCCAUUUUGCGAUAAAAUCUGUCUUUCUCAUGAAAAAAGUGUUGUUACCUGUAUCAUUUGUUAGUUGUAUAGUCCCCUUACUACAUUUUGGCCAGAUGAUUUGAUAAUCAGUAAGUGAUAUUAAAAUCCAAUUUAUAAAGAGAAACUUAUUUGUUUCUUUAAAUACAGUUUUAUUGGUCAGUUAUAUUGUACAUACCUCUAUUGUAUCAGAUAAUUAAGAAAACAAAGGUUUUGACAAAGACUAUCAAACAUUCACAUUUUAAACAGUGUAUAAAGUAUCUAUAAAAGGUUGUUUAUUGUUUAUAUAAUUUGAUUAAGUAAGAUUAAAAUUCCGUAUCAGAAUAGUAAUAUGCAAUUCACAUCAUAAAGUCUACACUGUUAAAUGUUGGAUGCUUUUAAAUGGACAGUUGUCAUGCCUGUCCUGACCUAGAAAAGCAGCAUCUGAAUUUUUACAAAACAUUCUAUUGUAAAUAAACAUGUUGUUAUUUUUUGUAUGAUUUAAUAUAAAUUAUUGGUGAUUGCAUUUAAAUGAUUUCUUUAGGGCUGACAUCAUCGAAUGUUGUGCCCAAUAUUGAGCAUUAUUGAGCAAUUUGUAUACGACCGCAAAUUUU